ACUCUAUUAAGAACUCAUUAGAGACCAGCCUAGCUAGAGCACAGUUAUGUUCUGGACCACCCCAAAGGCGGUGAGGUUCUUGGUGUUCUUGGCCAUCUUUCUCUUCGUGGAACCAACGACAGAUGGCAGGGAAGCCCAGCCUGCCGUGCCGGGGGUCAUGUUGUUCGGGGACUCGCUGGUCGGUGUGGGUAACAACGAUUAUCUAGCCACCUUGGUGAAAGCAAACAUGGCUCCCUAUGGCAGGGACUUCAAGGACCAUAUCGCUACAGGGAGGUUUGGAAAUGGAAAGCUGCUUAGCGAUAUCAUAGGUGAGAAACUAGGGUUUAAUGGCUCUCCUCCUGCAUAUCUUAGCCCACAGGCAUCAGGACAGAAUCUUUUGAUUGGAGCAAACUUCGCAUCAGCUGGAUCAGGCUACUACGACCCCACAGCACGUAUCUAUCAUGUAAUACCUUUAUCCCGACAACUGGAGUACCUCAAAGAGUACCAAUCGAAGCUACGCGUGGUGGCUGGGAAUGACCAUGCUCAAUCCAUCAUCUCAGACUCACUCUAUAUUAUUAGCGCUGGAUCAAAUGACUUCGGCUUCAACUACUACAUCAACCCUUUGCUCUUCUUGACACAGAAUGCUGAUCAGUUCUCUGAUCGCCUCGUUGGCAUCUUUAACAACACCGUGACGCAACUUCAUGCUAUGGGAGCACGACGUGUUGGUGUUUUUUCAUUAGCUCCGUUGGGCUGCGCCCCCUUGGCGAUCACGGUGUUUGGCCUUCGGAGAAACAGGUGUGUGCCAAGGCUCAACGAUGAUGCACAAAGGUUUAAUGGGAAGUUGAGUGCAGCUGUUGACUCGCUGUCGAACCGGUACCAAGAUCUUAAGGUUGCUGUGCUGGACAUCUACACACCAUGGCACAGCCUUGCCACCUCCCCUGUGUCACAUGGGUUCGCUGAGGCAAGGCACGGAUGUUGUGCUACAGGAUUAGUGGAGUUCACAGUGUUCCUUUGUAAUUCUUUGUCCAUCGGGACAUGUCCGAACGCGACGACAUACGUGCAUUGGGAUUCCAUUCACCCGUCGGAGGCAGCGAACAGAGUGAUCGUAGAUUCUCUCGGUGAGGGGAUCAACAAGCUGGUUAUGUAAAACACUGGACCUAGUACAGUGAUGUACGUACCAGUUAGUAUUAAGUUUCGUAUGAUACGCCCAAAAUAAACUGUAGAUUCUCUCGUGUUGAGGCCAUAAAAUAAUAUGUAAGUUACCUA
This is a messenger RNA of Triticum aestivum (bread wheat), 1245 nucleotides long. RefSeq names its product GDSL esterase/lipase APG. The record is from RefSeq and is a predicted model, not a curated record. The transcript is spliced from 5 exons. NCBI's taxonomy places the organism in Eukaryota, Viridiplantae, Streptophyta, Magnoliopsida, Poales, Poaceae. The coding region runs from base 47 to 1126 and encodes 359 amino acids. Gene Ontology annotation, molecular function: hydrolase activity, acting on ester bonds. Gene Ontology annotation, cellular component: apoplast.